AUGGAGGUGAUGGCGGCGCUUGGCUUAGUUAGGGGGAAAAAAAAAUCACCCCUUCAAAACCUAGGACGCCUCGCAUGCACUGGGGCUGCUUCAUCUCUUCUCUGCGAUCUCUCUCUUCGGAAAUCCAAGCUUCAUCUAUGUCCCCAGAUUGGAAUCUGGGCGUCUCAUCUCUGCCCAGGCCGAGAUGCAACAGCCAGCGGAGAGGAGAUAGAGAGACAGCGGUGCUUCGAAGGCAAAAAGGUGUCAGUUCAGAAGACUAGGCCGAAGCUGACCUCGCCUACGUCCUCCGCCACUUCACUCGCGCUUUCAAGUACCGUGGCCUCGGAAACGAGAAAAUUGAGAGAAAGAGUUGCGAGUGGAGGAGACCCGACAAAGUUGCAUGAACCAGCAGUCGAACAAGGCUCUCCAAAUGAUCAACAGGUAUGCUACGAUAAUGGAUUGGCUACUGAGUGGAGCAUGAAUGAUGCUGAGAGAGGAGCAUGA
Prunus armeniaca (apricot) is the source of this 483-nucleotide messenger RNA. The record is from the annotation of a GenBank genome assembly. Lineage: Eukaryota; Viridiplantae; Streptophyta; Magnoliopsida; Rosales; Rosaceae.